AUGCCUACCUCAUCACUCGGAGGAUGGGCCCUUACCAAUAUGGGCCCACUCUCAACAACAUAUACUGCUCCAGUUUCAUGCUUCACCGAAGCAACAAGGGACGUCCUACUUGCGACGAACUACGUAGACAGCGACACCAACUCAACCAGUCUAAUCCCUUACCAAAAUUUAUGCUCAACUACGCCGACCGCGGCGACAAUUGGUGACUGUCUCCCGUCGGGAAAGGCCAUCGACAGCAUGUAUGCGGACAUUGACAUAAAUAAUCCGGUCGCCGGCAGCACUAUAUUAUAUUACUCUCCUGGCUUGGUUUGUCCUUCCGGACAUGUUACAGUCGGUGUCGCAUCCAACGACGCUGGCUCAAUCAUCAGUUCUGGUGAUGCAUUCGUGCCAACCUCUGUUCCCAGCAGUGGUUGGAAUCUAGGCUAUGUAAACAUCAGACCCAACGUCAUGUUGCAGGGACUGGACAAGAGCGAGACUGCUAUACUCUGCUGCCCUAGCAAUUAUAACGUAAAUCUGAAUGGUUAUUGUUGGUCUGCUUUACCAUCAUACACGCUCCCCACGGUGGGAUGUGCUCGCAUGGUUCCUGGAGAUGAUUACACUCGAGUAUCCACGGAUCUCAGCGUUUUCGGUACCACAGUCACGGGGAUUUUAAUCAGCUAUGUGUCUACCCACCCGAUCUCGAAGACCAUCACGCAGACCAUCACGGAUCCGGGUAACUGGACUGCUGUCACCAUGGCCGCGAUGGUAACGCUAAUCCACAACGCUGCUGAUGCUACGGCUACGCCGUCGUCUUCGUCGUCUGAAGGUCCGGUGAACACAACGAGCGCUGCUGGCCCAGGUAGAGCGGUGGGAGGAAAUGGCGCAACUGCUGCACUCUCUUGUUGGGCGGUUGGUUUAGCUGUAGGACUUCUUUACACGACUUUCUUGUAG
This is a messenger RNA of Truncatella angustata, 930 nucleotides long. RefSeq lists its product as uncharacterized. Lineage: Eukaryota; Fungi; Ascomycota; Sordariomycetes; Amphisphaeriales; Sporocadaceae. The coding region runs from base 1 to 930 and encodes 309 amino acids. The transcript has 2 exons. The record is from RefSeq and is a predicted model, not a curated record.